Stegastes partitus (bicolor damselfish) is the source of this 935-nucleotide messenger RNA. RefSeq names its product radial spoke head component 9 (gene rsph9). Lineage: Eukaryota; Metazoa; Chordata; Actinopteri; Pomacentridae. The record is from RefSeq and is a predicted model, not a curated record. Gene Ontology annotation, cellular component: axoneme; radial spoke. Bases 1 to 846 code for a protein of 281 amino acids. Gene Ontology annotation, biological process: motile cilium assembly; cilium movement involved in cell motility; axoneme assembly. The transcript has 6 exons.
AUGGACGCCGACUCGCUGUUCUUCUCUCUGGAUGCGGUCGCCGGAAGCGGAAACACGCUGAGUCCGGAGCAGAGAGCCGCCCUGCAGAGCUCGCUGCUCGUCCUCCGGAGGAGCUACAAGUUCCGCAGAGUCCUGUUCUGGGGCAAAGUCCUGGGGCUGAAGCAGGACUACUUCAUAGCCCAGGGCCGAGGGGAGGACGAGCUUCGGGACCGGAAGUACCUGUACAGCUUAAACUGCAUCGACUGGUUCCUGCUGCCUCCUGCGACCGACUCGACCGUCGCCCAGGUGUCCGGAGCAGCUCGAGGUCAGUUCGUCGGAGAUCCGUCGUUCGUGUACGAACGUGUCGAGAGUCCCAGAAUGUCAGAGGACGAGGCGGCGCAGGUCAAGGUGGCAGCCAGAAACAAAGUGAACGAGGAGACGAGGCUUUCGGUGACGGUUCACCAGAUCGACCAGGACGUCUCUGUGGUUCCUCGAGGAGCCUUCAUCAGGAACCAUCACGGCCUCGUCCACGUCAACCGCAGCUUCGCCGGUCUCUCUGAAUCAGAGGCGAAAAAGCUCGACAGCUUCCUGCACCUGAGCGAGGCCAAGAACCCGAAGAACCCAAAGCCGAGAAGCGUCCUGCAGAACGGAGAGCUGAACCCGGCGAUGGACUUCCUGGACGUGCUGAGCGACGACGUUCCUAAAGGCUCGUGGAGUCUUCAGUUUGAAAGCGCCGGCAGAGUGUGCAUCCUGCGCAGCCUGCUGUGGCUCGGACUCACCUUCUACCACCUGCCCGGGACGCCUCAGCACGGGUACGUGUACAUCGGAGACGGGACCAAGCACCUGGACCUCCCCUUCAUGCUGUGAACAUCGGCCUUCCAGCUUCUUCAUGAUUCUGUUCAAAUAGAACCAACAAGGCCCUAAAACAAAUAAAGCUUUCUUUUUGUUCUCGUCCA